Molecule: messenger RNA, 660 nt
Organism: Postia placenta MAD-698-R-SB12
Lineage: Eukaryota; Fungi; Basidiomycota; Agaricomycetes; Polyporales; Adustoporiaceae
Exons: 2
Coding region: 1-660 (219 amino acids)
Molecular function (GO): protein-folding chaperone binding
Source: RefSeq, a predicted model, not a curated record
AUGCAUUCUCAUCUGAACCCCAUCGGUUCUGGCUCAAGAUCGGCUUCUGUCCCACCGCGCCAACCACCCAGCCCCGUCUCGCCGCACGCAGGCACGUCCCCGCGGCACACCAUCGCCAUCCGCACGCCUUCGCCGAAAGAGAGGACGAAUUCCCCGCCCAAUUCGCCCGCGCCUCAGCACGUGCAGCAGUACACGCCGGAGCAGGAUGCCGCUGCGCGCAAGAUCCAGGAGACGUACCGCGCGCAUGCCGCACGCGCCAACGCGCUCCGCACCAUCGCCGGCCUCCGCACGCGCUUCGCCGGCCUGCGCUCAAACUUCGUCUUCCCCGCCGCGCUUGAUUUCGUCGUGCCCGGUGGCGGGCAGAUCGCGGUCCGCGCGGGCGCGGAGGUAUUAGCGAGCGCAACGCAAGCCAGCCCGGUCGCAGAUGACGCCGCGGAGCCGACGCGCCCGGACCUUGCGUACACGCCGGGCAACGCGCCGCUGCACGCCUAUCUCGAGGAGCUCAGUCGGCUGCUGACCGCACUGGAUGCCGUGGAGAGCCGUGGCGUGGCGGAGGUCAAGGGCCGGCGGAGGGCCCUUGUGAGGGAGGUGGAGGGCAAGGCGGAGAGUGUGGAGAGGAGGUGGAAGAAGUCGAAGACAAGGACGCUGAACCUCCCAUGA